Messenger RNA from Macadamia integrifolia, 609 nucleotides. RefSeq names its product non-specific lipid-transfer protein 1-like. Gene Ontology annotation, biological process: lipid transport. The coding region runs from base 59 to 415 and encodes 118 amino acids. NCBI's taxonomy places the organism in Eukaryota, Viridiplantae, Streptophyta, Magnoliopsida, Proteales, Proteaceae. Gene Ontology annotation, molecular function: lipid binding. The transcript has 2 exons. The record is from RefSeq and is a predicted model, not a curated record. Gene Ontology annotation, cellular component: membrane.
UAGUAAGAGCUUCUUACCAUACUAAGAGAGCAAGAGAGGUAUUUAAUAGUCUUUAGAAAUGGCCAUCUCAGGAGUCGUGAAAUUUACUUGCUUUUUUCUGGUCUGCAUGGUGGUGGCUUCACCUUAUACUGAAGCUGCCAUAACAUGUGGGCAGGUGGUGAGUAAGCUAUCACCAUGCCUCGGCUACUUGCGCAACGGUGGCACUGUGGCUCCUGGUUGCUGCAACUCUAUUAAGGCCCUCAACGCCGCCGCGAAAACCACCCCUGACCGUCAGGCCGCUUGUAGUUGCCUCAAGUCUGCUUACAACUCUGUUUCUGGGAUCAAGCUAGCCUUGGCUUCCGCACUUCCUAGCGCUUGUGGUGUCAACCUCCCCUAUAAGAUCAGCCCUUCCAUUGACUGCUCCAAGGUGAGGUGAACUUGAGGCUUGGGAGAUAUGUACUGAAUAUUAGAAGAAUAAAAAAGGGCAGUGAGUCAAGCAGGGCACUACCUUGCUUGAGGGAAUGCCAGCCUUGUGGCUUUUGGAUAUGUAUUCUCUAUGUUUGUAGCAUUGUUAUUGUAUAUUUAAUGAAUGUAGUAGUUAUAUUUAAUUAAUUAUGUUUGGCUUGUCUA